AUGGAUCCUAAUUUCCAAGUCUACGGACAAACCACAACCGUUUUGGACAGAAACAUUGACUUUUAUUUAGGCAUUCCGUACGCCAAACCGCCUGUCGGUGUUCUACGGUUCCGUAAACCCGUUCCCUACGAGUACACCAAACCGAUAAACGCCACGCAAUGGCACAACAGUUGCCUGCAGAUGGUUCAGGGAACAGACGACAACCUGGGCAUCGGGAACGGCAUUAAUAAGGUAUUCAGUGAGGACUGUCUGUAUCUGAAUGUAUGGGCGCCUCAGCCGUCGUCGGGCGCAUCGCCGGCGGCGCCCAAGUCGGUGAUGGUAUGGCUAUAUCCGGGCGGCUUUACGCUGGGCUCGAGUGCCGUCGACUUGUUUAACGCCGAAGUGGUGGCCGCGUUGGGCGAUGUGGUGGUCGUGACGUUCAACUACCGGCUCAAUGUCUUCGGGUUUUUGUACGGCGGCAGCGAUGAGGCGCCCGGAAAUGUUGGGCUCUGGGAUCAGGUGUUGGCCCUCCAGUGGGUUCAGAGCAAUAUCGCCCGUUUCGGCGGUGACCCCAAUCGGGUCACACUCUUCGGCGACAGCAGCGGCUCGAUGUCCGCAUCGAUCUUCACGCUAUCGCCGGUCACGAGACACUUGUUCCGCAACGCGAUACUCAUGUCUGGGUCGGCGCUCAUAGAGUUGUCCCAAAGCAGGGAACUGUCGCUUCAAAAGUGGCUCAAACUCUCCAAAGUAGUCAACUGUGGAGAUGGCAAACAGUUCGGAGCCAAUGAUGUCGCGUGUCUGCGGACCAUACCAUCGGACGUGUUGUUCAAGUCGUUUGUGUCGAUACUGAGCCGCGACUUCUUCAGCCCAACCAUCGGUUUACUGCCUCUUAUCACAUAUGGGGACCAAUUGUUGCCGCGAAAGCCCAUCGAAAUGCUAAAGUCCGGUGAUAUUAAGCGAGACCUCAACCUAUUGAUGGGCACCACCGAUGACGAGGGCUCGCAGUUUCUGUCCCUCCUGUUCGGACCGGAACUCAAUCUCAUGAAUCCCCUAAAUCUGACCAAAUUCCAGGCCAACCAACUAUUACUGGAGUAUUCUUCGAGAGCGUCGAAGAAGUCGUCGCCACUGAACGGCGCCGACAUAUCCCGCGUCUAUUUGUCACAAAUACCGCCCAAUAAUGUGGUGGAGAUCAGGAGGGCUGUCAGCGCAGCGGUCGGUGAUUAUACGAUGACCUGUCCGUCCAUUUUGUACGCCAGCUAUGCCUUUAAAACGGAUAUCACGAGGAAUAAAGUGUUUCAAUACGUGUUUUCCGCUAAGACUGAGUCCAUUACGUCGUGGUGUCCGAAGAUAUGGGGCGCCUGUCAUAACUCGGACCUCGUGAUGGUGUUUGGGCUGCCGUUCCGACAGCCAAAGAGUUUUACAGACAGCGAGAGACUCGUCUCCAAGUCGAUGAUCAAUGCUUUCACACACUUUGCUAAAUAUGACAAACCGCCGGCUCAGGAGGAGGUCGAGUGGUCACCAUAUUAUGCGAUCAAUAAUAAUACAGAUAUUAUUCAACCGUAUUAUCAGUAUUUGUUUGAACAGAAAGUUAAGGGAAAUUUCGACGGACCACCAAUUGAGGGCAUAGAGGAACACCUCGUGCACGACAUGACUCAUCUGUCGCUGGGUAUAGGAGUGACCAUCACUUCACUAAUUGCUAAACCAUUUGUACGCAUAGGAAGUGUAGGUUCUUCGGACACAUCUCGGCGCCUAUUGAUCCAGCGAUACUUUCAGAGUCUGGUCCACUCGUGUCAGUGUCGGGACGCCAAUUGUCGACUCCCAUUGUGUCAUAAGAUGAAGCGAGUCGUACGACACGCCAAGUCCUGCAAACGCAGUAACUCCAGCAGCGCCUACAACGGGCACGGAUUCUUAAGAGACGUAUUGUCUCCAUGGCCAGCCAAUCACCACAUCACGAGUCAUAUGAUAAGUGUAAUAUUUUGUGCGCUAUUCUUGGGAUCUAUUGAUGGCAAUGACAAGUAUUCGUGUCCAACGAAUCAGUUCUUCAUCUAUCCGUGUCGUUGCCUCAAUGGUAACUACAAGGGACUGGUCAUCGAGUGUAACGAAGCCAAUCUGGCGAUGAUAUCACUCGGUUUGGAUAACGUCAAGACACCCAUUGAGUCGCUCUCCAUAACCAAUGCCAACAUCUCAAGACUUUUUGGCUCCAUAUUUGAAGACAAAAGCGUUUAUAACCUAAAGAUUGUGAACUCGAGUCUCGCGACACUCGAUGAUCUCGUAUUGACACCACUCGGCAAAAGACUUCAAUCGAUAUCACUGGUGGGAAGUCUUAUGUCGAAAGUACCUGAAAGUGCUAUCAAUAAGUUGUCAAACAUUACAAAACUUGUCUUUUCUGGCAAUAAGUUUGUGUCGGAAGUGAAGAACACUGCGUUCAAUAAAUUAGUGAAUUUAGUUGAUUUGGAUUUAAGCGAUAACUCCAUCACUAAACUGGAGGGCAAUUCACUGAACGGUUUGACAUCAUUAGAGAAUCUGUACUUAAGUGGCAAUCAAUUGACGAAAAUCGAGAGAAAUCUGUUUCGUUCGCAAAAGAAGCUAAAAGUGUUAGACUUAUCUCGAAAUGGGUUUAAAGAGUUAGGAAAGUCCGACUUCAAUGACUUGACCACAGUCACGACACUCAAUAUAUCGCAUAAUGAGCUCCAGGAGCUGCCGAAGAGUAUAUUCGCCCGGAGCUCGCAGUUGCGAGUGCUGGACAUGUCGUACAAUCGGCUCAAAGUGAUCGACACCUAUAUGUUGAGAGGCGUCCGUUUCCUCAAAGACUUUCUCGUCAGAGGGAAUGUCAUCCAAGAGGUCGCCCGCAAUUCAUUCUCGUCCACCACUCGCCUCAAGACAAUUGAUUUGGCGAAGAACUCACUGGAAGUGCUGGAGAACGAGAUGUUUAAAGACAUGCAAUGGUUAGAGCGCCUGGAUUUGAGCCGUAAUCACAUCUCAACCAUAACCACGGGUCGCCAUCGACUUGAGAAAGUGCUGGAGAACGAGAUGUUUAAAGACAUGCAAUGGUUAGAGCGCCUGGAUUUGAGCCGUAAUCACAUCUCAACCAUAACCACGGGUGCGUUUCAACGCAUGUUUCAGGUCGCCAUCGACUUGAGUCGCAACAACAUAUCGGUGAUCGAGACCAAGGCCUUCCAAGACAUGGCCAACAUCACCGAUUUGGACCUCUCUUACAAUCGCAUCGAGAAAACCAAACGCCUGGCCUUUGAUACCUGCGAUGUGACGGUACUUCACUUAAACCACAAUCUGAUUGCCAACCUCUCGAGAGUCGACAUCUUUGCCAAUAUGUCUGGAAUCCGAUUCCUGAACCUAAGCCACAAUCAGAUCACAGAAUUGGGUCGCAAAGACUUUACGCCCAAAAGGCUCUUUGAAUUAAAUACACUGGACCUGAGUCACAACAGCAUCGAAGACAUCUCUGGCAACGUCUUCGAGAAGUUCGCGUCCAUCCGAUUCAUAAACUUACGACACAAUCGGUUGCGAAAAAUCGGCUACUCGUCCUUCGGGACCGUACCGACGCUCCUGGAACUGGACAUCUCGCACAACAACAUAACAGAGAUCACUAAUGGCGGCGUGUCUUCGCUGGUGUCCGUCAAGACCAUCUUCGCCAACGACAACAGAAUCGCUAAAAUGUUUCCCAUUUCUCUGGCGCUCAAUGAGUUGCAUCUGCAGAGGAAUCAGAUAUCGACGAUUAGGUCCAAUAUAUUUCCAAUGAUAAACGCGCUGAAUUCAGUAUUGGUAGACGUUCUUCACGGUUUAGCGCGCGAUUUCGGGAAUGUUAGGCAUGUUAAGGAGCUGAAUUCCGCUAAUAAUAUCACUGAACUAAAUACCCGGGCGUUUGGGAAGUUAGGCGUUUUGUUUGACAUACGUCUGGAUCGCAAUCAGAUCCAGAAUGUCAGCGAACUAGCCUUCGAUGGUUUGCUACAACUCUUGAGACUCAAUAUGAGCCACAAUGAGAUCAAUCACUUGACGCCGGAGGUGUUCACGGGUUUAGUGUCUCUUCAAUCGCUAGACUUAUCCCAUAAUCUCAUCAAACAAUUAGAGAACAAAACUCACGGCAUAUUCGAGCCCUUGUUGUCCAUGGAGUACCUGAAUCUGUCGCAUAACUCCAUUUCCCUCAUCAAAGACAAGUCGUUCCCCUCGUCGCCGUGGAUUCCCUACAAACUCAAGCACUUGGAUCUGUCAAACAAUUUGAUGCCAAUCUUGACCAACCAUUUUGACACCGGACUGACUCGUGUGGAGUGGCUAUCGCUUAAGGAUAAUAUCAUUAAUGAGAUUCAGAUGAAUGUGAUGUCGAAUUUAACGCAAUUAUCGUAUUUGGAUCUAUCGGGUAAUCAAUUGAGACGACUGUCCAAAGGCUUGUUUGGAGAGUCGAUGACUAGAUUAAGACAUUUGUCGAUCGCUGGGAACAAACUCUCAACAGUUUAUAUACAAGAGUUGGUCAAAAUGAAAGCACUUCAAGAGCUGGACUUAAGUGGCAAUCGAUUACUUCACGUGAAUGAAGAGUUUUUGGCGCAAAUCAAGUCCGGUCUCAAACUUCACUUCAAUGAUAACCAUCUGUACUGUGACUGCCAUUUACUGCCACUAAUCGCGUGGAUCACUGGCGAAGUCCAACGAUCGGAACUCGAGGGCCACUCAUCCGAAGCUCACCGGCACUGGUCUUCAGUGAAAUGCAAGGAUCCGUUGGUUCUCAUCAACCAAUCGAUGACUGAUCUGAAGCCAAGUCAAUUGAACUGCGAGACCAACGUCUUAGACAAGUAUUCCAAGCAUUUUGUGGCCAAAAGCGAUGUCAGGAUUCGCGCGAUUGAAUGGUCCCGAAGACGGAGAAGUUCGUUGCGUAUCGUUUGGUUUGUCGUGAAUCGCGUGGAAGACAUGGCUUUGUUUAAUGUUCUCAUCACAUCCAGUGGUGAUAAUCAACUGGUGGUCAAUGAGACCGUCGAGUAUAAUGUGAGGGAAUACGUGGCCAACGGUUUGAGUGAUAGACAAGAGUAUGUCGUUUGCGUGAAUACUAUGGACUCGGAGGGCAGGAAAAGGAGACAAUUGUAUUCACAAUGUAUUCAGUUUGAUGGCAAUAAUGUCAAUAUCGAGAACUAUGCGCCACAAAUGUCUUUGAGUACUAGACCACAACCUCAGGGGAAAAUUUUGAGUUUAUUAUAA
Molecule: messenger RNA, 5175 nt
Organism: Oppiella nova
Lineage: Eukaryota; Metazoa; Arthropoda; Arachnida; Sarcoptiformes; Oppiidae
Source: the annotation of a GenBank genome assembly